Molecule: messenger RNA, 2598 nt
Organism: Eurytemora carolleeae
Lineage: Eukaryota; Metazoa; Arthropoda; Copepoda; Calanoida; Temoridae
Exons: 8
Coding region: 106-759 (217 amino acids)
Source: RefSeq, a predicted model, not a curated record
UGUUCUCUCCGUCAAAUGGUAAUGAAUAGAACCUGGAGUUUCUCUCUCUCUUUCUCCGUCCUAGAGUUAAUAAAAGAGAACCCGGAGUAAAGUUUUGUUACAGUCAUGAGUUGGCUGUCAGAAAUCAACAUUCAACCGGUUCUUCAUUUAAGCAGAACUACUGUUCUUUUUCUUCUCCUUCUUCAGGAUUACAUUGGGUUUGGAAACUCGAAAAUUGUAGGAGUCGGGUGGAUUCGACCUGAUGGAGUAGUGUCGGUAGGUGGAGUUCUUGAAGUGGAUGAUGGAGUACUCCAGGCUCUAAAUGGAGACCAUGAUGUACUCCCUGUAAUACGAGGAGUAGAUGAUAACCAUCAUAGUUUUCACAGACAAAGAAGAGAGGAGAAACGAAUCUGUUCCUUCAGUAUCCAGGACUGGACUGAGGUUGAAGGAUUCUGCACCUUCUAUGGAGCUUGCAGGAUCAGAAAGAAUGAUUACAUGUAUCAGGGAGGAUGUGGAGACGAUACAUCAGGUUCUGUUUGUAAAAUGGAUGUUCGAGCGAGUAAAAUUAUCAUGGGAAGGUGUAUGCUCGGAAACUGUGUAGGAGAGAAAAAAAUGAAAAUGUUACACUCAGAGUGUCCAGACUCCCACUCACUAGGGAAUAUAAGAAUUCUCAAGAAAUCGUCCAAGAAUUUCAAGCCUGAGAGAAAAAGAAACCCUGGCGAUAUGAAGUCAUCCAAAAAUUUUGAGUCAUCCAAACUUAAAAGUCAUUCGACCAUAUGAAGUCAUUCAAGCAAUAGAUGACGUCCGCCAUGAUUUAAAGUCAUCCGAAUCUUAGUCGAUCAAAGAUAUGAAGUAUCCCAUGCACUUAUGCUAUAGUCUAUAACACAUCACUUUGUACUUGAAAAAACACAUUCACAGAAAUUAACAUAAUUAAAUGAGAAUGAUUGGAAAUAAUGCGAUUAGAUGAAGUAACAGUAUUACAGAAGGUAUCAAAAUCACUAAAAAGGAACUCAUUCAGUACAUAAUUACACAAAGUAACACAAUCAUCAUAAUUACAUGUAGUAGCAUAAUCACACUAUUACAAUCUUAAUCACAUAAACUACCACAAUUCCAGAAAUAACUUAUGCAUUUGAAAUAAUUGAAUCAUUAUUUUUUAUAUUGAGUUCCACAAUGACUAAAGAAAUGGCACACCACCAUUUAAUCACAUUAACACAUUUUGUCACUAAGUUAUCAAUAAAUCUUUAUAAAGUAACACAAUUACUCGAUCAUGUAACACAAUCACUCGAUCAUGUAACAAGAUCAUUUGAUCAAGUAACUCAAUUACUUGAUCAAGUAACACAAUUACUUUAUCAAGUAACACUAUCACCUGAGCGAGUAACACCAUCACUUAAUCAAGUAACACAAUUUCUUGAUCAAGUAACACAAUCACUUGAUCAAGUAACACAAUUACUUAAUAGAGUAAAACAAUUAAUUAAUCAAGUAACAAUCACUUGAUGAAGUAACAAAAUUACUUGAGCAAGUAACACAAUCACUUGAUCAAGAAACACAAUAACUUGAUCAAGAAACACAAUCACUUAAUCAAGUAACACUAUCAUUUAAUCAAGUAACACAAUCAUUUAAUCAAGAAACACAUUCACUUUUUCAAGUAGCACAAUUACUUGAUUAAGUAACACAAUCACUUGAUCAAGUAAGACAAUCACUUGAUUAAGUGAAAAAAAUUACUCGACUAAAUAUAACACAAUCACUUAAUCAAGUAUUACAAUCACAUAAAUCACAUGAUCAAGCAACACGCCGACUAAAUCAAGUAAGAUAAUCACUUGAUCAAGUAACACGAUCGCUUGAUCAAAUAACACAACCGCUUGAUCAAGUAAAACAAUCACUUGAAAGUAACUAUAAAUCACUUGAUCAACAAAAUCACUUGAAAGUAACAUAAUCACUUGAAAGUAACACAAUCACUUGAAAGUAACACAAUCACUUGAAAGUAACAUAAUCACUUGAAAGUAACAUAAUCACUUGAAAGUAACACAAUCACUUGAAAGUAACAUAAUCACUUGAAAGUAAUACAAUCACUUGAAAGUAACCCACCAGAUCAAUUAGAAUUAAACGACAAAUGAAAACAACUACUUAAAUUUACAAAAUAAGAAGUAGUUAAAAGAUCAAUAGGAUUUAUUUCUAAACCUUAAAAGAUUAAAAAGAAAAUAAUUUCACAAUUUUUUUACAAUUUUCCGAAUAUGAAUCCUCCUGCUAAAAUGAUCAAUAAUAUUGUAAAGGAGAUCAAUGAUGAUUAAGAAAAUAAACAUAUAACGCUGAGAUGAUCACUGAUCUUCUGAAAAUAGAUCAAUGAGAUCUAAUGCUAAAUCUGAGACUAUGAAACAUGCAUCAUACAACAUGUUGAUCUUUGUAAUAUAAAAACUAAUAAUAUUUAAACAUAAAAUAGCAAGUCUCUACUGCCUCUCUCAAAGCCCUGUUACAAACAUAUUUACACAAUAUAAUCAACAAGAAUUUUCCAAAAAUUUGAGAAAGAAAAUAGCUUUGUUUUGUUACUUUUUAAUGAAAUUGGCGAACAUGUGUUUCAUUCAAAUUUAUUAACAAUAACAAAUCCGAUAUUUUUGUUAAUAA